AUGGAGCAGGAGGAGGUCGAGGAAAUGAGUGAAAUCUCUACACAACCACAGAACGGAUCGGAAGACGAGGAUUUCGACGAGAAAGCCGAUUUGCUGAACACUUUUCUGGAUCUAGAAGAGUUGGACACGGAUCUUUAUCGGUCUACACAUCAACUACGAGGCCGGAAAGCGCACAAUAGGGUGUAUGGUGGACAGGUUGUCGGUCAAGCUUUGAUGGCAGCACAUCGAACAAUCGACUCGGAGUUCAAAGCGCACAGUCUUCAUUGUAACUUCUUGUAUGCUGCUGAUGCCGAUCGUCCCCUCUUGUACCAGGUGUCUCGGAUUCGUGACGGUCGCUCAUUUGCCACUCGUUUGGUUCGAGCAAAGCAGGGUGGUCGAGCAAUUUUCAGCUCUUCGAUUUCGUUUCAGAAAAUCGAGCCCGACUCGAUCACUCAUCAACAACGAAUCCCCGACGUUCCACCGCCAGAGGAAUGUGAGGAUGCACAGGAUUUCCUCAGGAGAUUGAUUGCUGAUCCAAAGACGGUUUCGGUUGAAGGACAACGAGCUGCUGAAGCUUAUCAACAAGUUCUGGAUUUCCCAAAAACCUUUCGCAUCAAAUUCAUCAAGCCGCGUGCCUAUGUGCAGGGAGCACUCGAUGAGCCGAUGAAAUUCGCUGUUUGGGUGAAAAACAAUGCACUUCUGGGAGAAGUUGAGCAUAUCCAUCACUGUGUGGCGGCUUUCAUUUCGGAUAUUGCGCCGAUCGGUACCCCGAUUGCCAUUCAUGCAGCGAAGGGAUUCAGAUUGGGAAUGGCCGCCUCUCUUGAUCACUCAAUGUGGAUUCAUCAUCACGAUUUCAAAAUCGAUGACGAUUGGGUGCUUUAUGAGACAGAAUCGACGAUAGCUGCGGCUUGUCGAGCGUUGAUUCAUGGUAAGAUGUGGACACGAGACGGGCGAAUGGUUCUUUCUUCGACGCAGGAAAUUCUCAUUCGAGGCCAGCGCGACGACGAGCCAGUCGGUCAAAAGAAACGCAGUGAUUCGACGUUUCUGCGA
This is a messenger RNA of Mesorhabditis belari, 1029 nucleotides long. Lineage: Eukaryota; Metazoa; Nematoda; Chromadorea; Rhabditida; Rhabditidae. The record is from the annotation of a GenBank genome assembly.